Chrysemys picta bellii (western painted turtle) is the source of this 4733-nucleotide messenger RNA. It is a transcript of the gene SLC35B2, whose product is annotated as solute carrier family 35 member B2. The record is from RefSeq and is a predicted model, not a curated record. Gene Ontology annotation, cellular component: endoplasmic reticulum membrane; Golgi membrane. Gene Ontology annotation, molecular function: 3'-phosphoadenosine 5'-phosphosulfate transmembrane transporter activity. Lineage: Eukaryota; Metazoa; Chordata; Testudines; Emydidae. Gene Ontology annotation, biological process: transmembrane transport.
GCUAGCCCCGACCCCACUCCUGCAGUUCAAUGUAGUUUAAAUCUGACCUCAGUGAAGCAGGGGGCACUUCUCCUGCUGGCCCCACCCCAGUGUCCAAGGUACCAUGGCCACUGUGAUCAAUGAGGAUUUAAUUCAGAAUGAGGACAAUUCAGACAAGUUAGGUGGGGGGGUGUAUGUAGUUUCACCCCAGAUGCUUACGGUUGGGCCCAGGGGUUAACGUACAAGAACCCUGUGUGUGUGUCCCUUGCUGCAGGAGAUGCUAAUGAGGGGAGCAGAGGUGGGAAUUCUGUGGGAUGGUGCUAAGUCAGUGAUGCCCUCAAUGUUGCUAGCAAGAACCCAGCCUGCACAGAAAUGUUCUCGGGCCCCUCUCUUCCUUAGGGACACCAGGGUUAUCGAACUGUUUCCCUGCUAUGUCAGCACCCAGCAUGUGAUAAUGUGAACCAGACAGCCCCAGAGAGGAGCAGCAGUUUGAACUUCUCUGGGCUGAGAGUUUCUGUAUUGUUAGUCACAUGAGGGAGGGAAUUUUCUGCUCAGAUUGCGGUGUCUGUCUUGACAAGGUCCUUAGAGUUUGGGUGUCCCUUUCUCAAGGCUGUUUGGGGAAGGGAAAUGCCCCCCAGGCCUUUCCCUAAGAGGGAAAGGAGAGGUUGUAGGUGGUGGGAUGUCAAAGGCAACUUUCUUUCCUGUCUUUAAGGCCCUGUUACUGAUAUAGACGCUAGGCUGCUAUGGGAUAAAUUUAUAUCCAUGAUCCCCAUAGCCCUGAUACUGAGGGUCCUCAAUGGAGGCUCCCUAGAGGACCCAUCAAUGCAUCUUUGUUAUAAUGAACACUUUACCCUUCUCUGGCCACUUCCAUGAGAGGACCCCGCAGCACUUGACAUUAAUUCAGCCUCAUAGCCCCUAUCAUCAUCUCUGUUUUACAACCAGGGAAACGGAGGCGUGAGCCUGGGAAGGGACUUGCCCAAGGCCACAGAUUAAAUCAGUAGUUGCCAGGAAUAGAACCCAGGAGUCCUGACCCCCCCAGUGCCCUGAUCUAACUUAAUAGGCGGCUCUGACCCAGUCUAAUUGCUGUGGGCAGGUGUGUGUAUAGGACAUCAUCAUUUGGGGGAUGCAGUGACUCCAGCAUCCGCUGACCCAGAUCUCCACCUUGCAUGCAGGCCUUGUUCCUGUUCUUGUAAUGUAACACUGUCCCAGGAGAUGAGGUGGAGGUGAGGGCGAUGCUGGGCCUAUCCCAUGUGGGGGAGAACCCCAGUUGGUCCCUGUGGACCCCUACUGUGUUAAUAGUGGCAGAUUGGUGGCUAAGCCGGUGUGGUGUGAAUGCUGGAUACUCCCAAGGAGGGUGGUAUUAAAAUCCCCACCCCAUAUGCCUAUGGGAAAGUUCCUGAGCCCAGAUGCUCUCUCUGGCAUUGAGGAUGAGCCUUGGAGAUUGGAGAGCCUCUCAGCUCUAGCGAAUGGCCUUGCACAUUCUAAGCUCUGUGUGUCCCGUCAGCACCUUCCCCACCUCCCCCUGCUGCAGCAGGAUGUGAGGGGGAGCUCCCAGCUGGGCCCUCCCCUGAGCCACCGCAAUUGUUUGCUUUACAGGAAGGUGCUGAAACAGGAGCUGCAGAGCGGGAGCUGCUGCUUCCAUUUCGUGGCCUCCCCCCCCCCCCCCCAAUAAAAGUGCGGCUGAAGGUGAAACACCUGCCAGUGACAGCCCCAAAGAGGAAAAGCAUUUGGAGCUGGUGUGUGUGUAAAGCCAUGUCACUAGCACCAUCCAAGACACUCCGAGAGCCUGAAUGUUCAGAGCUGCAAACGCCCUGGCUCCUAAAACCUGAGCAAACAACAUUCCUUUCUCUUGUGCCCUUGACCUCCAAGCGCCCUGCACACUGGAGUUGCUUCUCCCGCCCCCGAAACGUAGCCACCUCUGGGGGUGGACGCAACAACUGUUUGACAGUCUCACACCAACACCCGACGAGAAGGGAGGAAGACUCCUGUACCCAAUUGAAACUGGGGAGGCGUUUAGGGAGGCUGAAUGGAAUUUAGCUGGGACGCACUUCAAACUGCUGAGAAGUUUUCCCCUGUUCCCUGGUGACUUACACCAAUGUUCCAUUUGGGCUGAACUUUGAUCACAGUGUCGCGUGUUGAAGGUUGUGCCUGGCUGUCGUGCUGGCCGCUCUCCCCACCAUGGCUGCCAAUGAAGUGGUAUCGGCCGCCCUACAGGACUCCUGGGGGGACUUCUGGCUCUUCCGUUUCUUCCUUAAUGCUGCGGGCUAUGCGAGCAUCAUGGUGCCAGGGUUUCUGCUCAUCCAGUACUUCAAGAGAAAGAAUUACCUGGAGACAGGCCGUGGCAUUUGCUUCCCCGUCAUCAAGUCGUGUGUCUUUGGCAGCGAGGCCAAGUCCGCACACCCAGAUGACAUCUCCCUGGCGGCCCGGAAUGAGACCAUGGAGUCCUCGACGGCCCAGCAGAUCCUCAAGCUGCUCUUCUGUGCUGCUGGCCUUCAGGCUUCCUACCUGACGUGGGGCGUCCUCCAGGAGCGGGUCAUGACCCGAACGUAUGGGGCCACCGAGACGGAUCCUGGUGAGAAGUUCAAAGAUUCCCAAUUUCUCGUCUUCAUGAACCGGAUCCUGGCCUUCACCGUAGCCGGCCUGUACUGUGCCCUGACCAAGCAGCCGCGCCACGGCGCCCCCAUGUACAAGUAUUCCUUUGCCUCACUCUCCAACAUCCUCAGCAGCUGGUGCCAAUAUGAGGCACUCAAGUACAUCAGCUUCCCUACCCAGGUGCUGGCCAAGGCCUCCAAGGUGAUCCCGGUCAUGCUGAUGGGCAAGCUGGUGUCGCGCAAGAGCUACGAGUACUGGGAGUACCUGACGGCGGUGCUUAUCUCGGUGGGGGUCAGCAUGUUCCUGCUCUCCAGUGCCCCCACCAAGCACCUCUCCACUGUCACCACCUUCUCAGGGGUGGUCCUCCUGGCCGGCUACAUCGUCUUCGACAGCUUCACCUCCAACUGGCAGGACGCCCUCUUCACCUACAAGAUGUCCCCGGUGCAGAUGAUGUUUGGGGUGAACGUCUUCUCCUGCCUCUUCACGAUGGGCUCGCUGCUGGAGCAGGGCGCCCUGCUGGAGUCGGCCCGCUUCAUGGCCCGCCACUCCGAGUUCGCGGCCCACGCCAUGCUGCUGUCCAUCUGCUCCGCCUUUGGCCAGCUCUUCAUCUUCUACACCAUCAAUCAGUUUGGGGCGGCCGUCUUCACCAUCAUCAUGACGCUGCGCCAGGCUUUUGCCAUCCUGCUCUCCUGCCUCAUCUACGGGCACGCCAUCACCGUGGUGGGUGGGCUGGGCGUGGCCGUGGUCUUUAUGGCUCUCUUCCUGCGCGUCUAUGCCCGCAGCCGCAUGAAGAAGCGUAGCAAGAAGCUGCCCGCCGGCGAGGUCCCAGUGCAGAAGGUUUAGGGGCCAUGGGACAGACCCUGCCCUCCUCCCCUCUCCCACUGCAGGGCACUUGCUUUAUUUCUCUUCUCUUUGUGAACCUAUUGAGGAGAGGAGGAGAAACAAUGACUCCCUUUGCCAACUGCUUUUCCUGGACAAGGAGCUGGAGUGGGCUUGGAGGAAGCGAGGUGCUUUCUGGGCCUCCACCACACCUUUCUCCUGUUGCCUUAAUAGGUCUGAGUAUUUCACUUCCCUGAGAUCACCCCAGGAACAGAGCAGGGGGCAGGUCUAGUUCCCAGGAGUGCAGCGGGGUUAACUCCUGCCCUAGCUCCAUCUGGUACUCGGGGCUUCUCUUGAAGAUUAUUUAUGAACAAGGGAGCUUUAUUCCCUGGCACUUUCUUGUCUCCAGCUUCACUCCCCAUUUCUUUCCUCACUACAGAGCCGAUAGUAAGAGAACGGCAAGAAAACACUAUCAUUUUUCUUUACAAAUACGUAUGAUUGAGAGAGAAGCUCCAGUCUCAGCCUGCCAAAGCAGCAGGUGGUGUAGGGAGCGGGGCAGGAGUGCUGGCUGGACGGGGGGCAGCUCUCAGCUACAUCAGUCCCUGCCUUUCCCAGCAGGAGGCGCUGUAGGGAACGGGGCAGGAGCAUGGGGCCUCCCUAGCUACAUUGCUACACAGCAGCUCUUUUACCAGCCCUAGUAUGCAGUCUGGAUUUGUGGCAGGUGCCUCUUGAACAGUAGCCUUGUCCUUGCUGGCUUGGCAGGUCAUGCACUACGCUCUCCCUGCUGGGAGCCUUCUCCAUUUCUGUCUCCUGGCCUGGCCCGGCCCUUCUGCUCCAUUCUGUUUGCGUUUUGUGCUGCUUUUCCUUUCUUGUUUACGUUUACUCUUGUCAUAGGUUUGAACUAGAACUCCCAGGAUCCCCUAAGGGCGCUUUCUGCUCUCUGGCUUCGGGGAUUCGUAAUUGGCUCCUGCCCUUUAGAAAAGCACAAAGAUCCCCUUCCUGGGAUAUCCCUCCUUGUUUCUCCUUUUUCCUGCCAGCAGGAGGUGCCAGCGCCAGCCCACUCAGCAGCCUAGCUAGGGCUUUGUGGUACGCAGCGGUCCCGGAGACAGGACAAAGCCCAGCCCAGCCCAGGUUCCUUUUCCCUGCACGUGGCUGCUCUCAAUCCUGGAUGCAGGGAGCCACUUGCUCUGGCUCCACCUCGGGAACCUGGGUUUGACCCAGUAACGGUUUUGUUUCCAAACAGACCAGGCCCCCCCAUCUGCUAGGGGAAUGGUUUGGGUACUUUUAAAAUGCAACUUGGUCUCUUUUUAUUUUAUUAAAUUAAAAAGCUGCUGCAAACAGUG